AUGCAUGACUUUCAGAUGAACCAUGGAAAUUGUGUAAGCGAGCAAAGUUUGGUCAUCAUCAUCUCUGCAGGGUACAAUUGCCAUUUUCUGUUGGAAAGCAUUCGCUCUAGGGCAACCUGCUAGAGGAGAUGGAUAGAACCAGGCACAACACUAUUCUGGUAUAAUUAAUUCAGAAAAGGAUGCUGUGAUUACUAAAACCCAACAUAGGUUUCUAAAAAAAAAGUCAUGCCAAGUUUCUUUUUUUGAUAGGGAUAGGGUUACAUGCUUGGUGGAUCAGGGGAAUGCUGCAGAUAUAGUGUAUCUUAAUUUCAGCAAGGCUUUUGGCAAAGUCACUCAUUAUAUUCUUGGGAGGUAAAGGUAAAGGUCCAGUCAUGACCGACUCUGGGGUUGCGGCGCUCAUCUCGCUUUAUUGGCCAAGGGAGCCGGCAUACAGCUUCCGGGUCAUGUGGCCAGCAUGACUAAACCGCUUCUGGCAAACCAGAGCAGCGCACGGAAACGCCAUUUACCUUCCCGCCGGAGUGGUACUUAUUUAUCUACUUGCACUUUGAGGUGCUUUUGAACUGCUAGGUUGGCAGGAGCAGGGACCGAGCAACAGGAGCUCACCCUGUCGCGGGGAUUCGAACCGCCGACCUUCUGAUUGGCAAGUCCUAGGCUCUGUGGUUUAACCCACAGUGCCACCCGCGUCCCUAUAUUCUUGGGAAGAAGCUGGCAAAAUGUGGGCUGGACGAGGUAAGUGUUAGGUUGAUUUGUAACUGGUUGACUGACUGAACCCAAAGAGUGCUCAUGAAUGGUUCCUCAUCAUCCUGGAAAAAAGUGACAAGUGGGGUACCACAGAGUUCUGACCCAGGCCUGUUGUUCUUCAGACUUUAGAAACACCUUGGAUGGAGGAAUUGAGGAAAUGCUAAUCAAAUUUACAGAUGCAUCAACAAUGUGAUGCAACAGCAAAAAAGCUAAUGCUAUUCCAGGCUCCAUCAACAGAAGUAUCGUGACCCAAUCAAUGGAAGUCAUGGUCCCACUUGUUUCUGCCUUGGUCAGACUACACCUGAAGUACUGUGUCCAGUUCUGGACACCACAAUUUAAGAUGGACAUUGACAAGCUAGGAUGUGUGCCGAGGAGGGCGACUAAAUUGACCAAGGGUCUGGAAAUCAUACCUUAUGAGGAACAGUUGAGGGAGUUGGGUAUGUUCAACAUGAAAAAGAGGAGACUGAGAGGGGAUAUGAUAGCCCUCUUAAAAACUCUGAAGGGUUGUCAGAUGGAACCAGCUUGUUUUCUUCUGCUCUGGGGGGUAUGAGUCUAAUUACAAGAAAGGAGAUUCCGAUUAAACAUCAGGAAGAGCUGUUUGACUGUGGAACAGAUUCCCUUCUAAGGUGGUGGACUCUCCUUCAUUGAUUAUUUUUAAGAAGGCUGGAUGGCCUUCUGUCAUGGAUGCUAUAGCUGAGAUUCCUGCAUUGUAGGGGGUUGGACUAGAUGACCCCCAGGAACCCUUCCGACUCUACAAUUCCAUGAUUCUAUGAUGGGAUGGAAGCAUGGGGCAGCUUCAAAAAUGACACCUGCUGAAAUUAAAGUUGUAGGGACCUUGCCCUCUCUUGUAUCUGGCCACAGCCUGCCCACCCAUGACAUGACAUGGUAUUCUGUGGACUAAUCUGUAGUGAAUCUUUCAGAUGAUAGCUUUUAGCAGACUUGAUGGGGCAAAGACAGAAAAAUCACCACCUGCAGAGUACAUGCUACAUUAUUUUGUUCCACUGCCACCUCGUCAAGGGUUCCACAGGUGUUUGAAGCAAUACAGAGAUCUGUGAAACCUGUUUUCUAGAGAUGAGGGCUGGUUGAAUGCAUACACCCCAUGAAAAACGAUGCCCAUUUCAUACGUGCUUCAAUUCUCUGGGGGCAAAAGUAGCAAAUUGCAUCCUAUCUUUCACACCCUCCCUCAAUGCUGUUCUCACCACCUUGAUAUGUGAAAAGAGCAAAACAUCACCAUAUAUAGUUAGAGUAAGGUUGCCAGAUUUUUUUCAAUGAAUCCAGGGACACUUUUCAACUUCAAUGGGUUUUGUAUGGGGACUGAUUUGUAAAUCUGGGGACUGUCCCCGGGAAACGGGGACAUCUGGUAACCUUAAGUUAGAGGUCUCCCUUUUUGUAUACUAGCUGACAAUAUUGAUCAGUUCUGCUGUCUCGGAACAGUGUGGGGAAGAGUCUGCUGUAAAUCAUAAUCAUAAUGUGAUUAUUGGGAGGUAACAAUGUGUUGUUUCAAUCUUUGCAAGCUUUUAUCUCUUGCAUGCAGUGCUUUUUUCUGGGGAGGGGACGAUGACGCAGGGGUAUGUAUACCUCUUAACAUUUUGUGAAUCUAAGUUUGGCCUCAUUGAGGGGCAGUAUUUCAAUGUGAGUAGGAAAACAAGAGUACUCCUAAACAUUUUUUUUAGAAAAAAAAGCACUUGGGAAUCAAUUCUACUGGCUGUAUGAAAUGUGUGGAAUAUUAAAACCCAAGGCCUUGUUACAUGAUACUGGAUAGUGACCCACUAUAAACAUUAGAUAAGGACAAAAUGGAAAACACCCACUGAUUAAUGCAUGAAGCAUAUAUACUCUGAUAAGGAUAAGUGCUUUCUGAUAAAGCAGAAAGGUAUCUUCAAAAGAUAGCAAACAAGCAACAGCGAAAGUCGAAGAUCAGUGCUCUUUAGGUAACAUUAAAUAAUGGUUGGGUGAACUUUCUAUGUCACCUUUCAUCAAUGGCUGUGCUGGUUGAGAUGGGGGAGAAAUUUGUUUCAGUUCGUGUUUAAAAGCAAAUUUAUCAGAUUUGCACUUUCCAAAACUGUGCAAGCAGAAACAAGAGUUAUCCUUUGAAAUUUCCACAUACAUUGGUACCUCGGGUUACAUACACUUCAGGUUACAUACGCUUCAAGUUACAGGCUCCGCUAACCCAGAAAUAGUGCUUCAGGUUAAGAACUUUGCUUCAGGAUGAGAACAGAAAUCAUGCUCCGGCGGCACGGCGGCAGCAGGAGGCCCCAUUAGCUAAAGCGGUGCUUCAGGUUAAGAACAGUUUCAGGUUAAGAAUGGACCUCCGGAACAAAUUAAAUACUUAACCCGAGGCACCACUGUAUCUGGAUUUUGGGAUGCAGUACUCCAACCAAUGUUUACACACAUGAGGGAAAUAUCAUCUGUUGAUUCCUAUUUUAUUGUGUUUGCUCCCAAGAAUACAACCGUUUUCUUAAGGUCACAGGCCUCAGUGCAACAAAGCCCAAGGAGACUUUCCUGAGGUUUGGAAAGUAGAUUAGCAGAUACGUUUAUACUGGAAACGUUAGGGAUCUGUACAUGGCCACGAAGACUUCAGUACAAGAAGCCUGCAUUUAGAAAGCUAUGAUUCAUAAAUGAAAUCAUGAUGCACACUCCCUGCCCUGUGUAUUAGUUCUAGAUAUUUAAUCUGCUGCUGUGGUCUUCCCAUCCUGGCAGCUGACAUCGAUCAAUACAGGAAACCUCCCAAGGACUUCCAGCUUUAACCCUGUACAUAAAUGAUGAGGAAUGAUAUGGUUGCUGAUAGCCUGCGAUGACUCCCUGGCCACGCCUGGGAAUGCCUGUAAACUUCCAAUGACAUAGGAGAGAAUGCAUGCUUAGAAACCCUUCUGGAAAAACACAUUGCCAGUAUGACACAAUUCCCUUAACCACGUCCCAUGUCCCACAUCACCUGAUCUCCCUGGGAACAAAUGAAUAUGAAUGCUCAAUAAAUAGUCCCCUGAAAGUGCCCUGGGAAAAGCAUGGAAGUAUCUAGGGUAGUGGGGAUGCGGGUGGCGCUGUGGGUUAAACCACAGAGCCUAGGACUUGCUGAUCAGAAGGUCGGUGGUUCGAAUCCCCACAAUGGGGUGAGCUCCUGUUGCUCGGUCCCUGCUCCUGCCAGCCUAGCAGUUUGAAAACACGUCAAAGUGCAAGUAGAUAAAUAGGUACCGCUCCGGCGGGAAGGUAAACAGUGUUUCCGUGCGCUGCUCUGGUUCGCCAGAAGCGGCUUAGUCAUGCUAGCCACAUGACCUGGAAGCUGUACGCCAGCUCCCUUGGCCAAUAAAGUGAAAUGAGUGCCGCAACCCCAGAGUCGUCCGCGAAUGGACCUAAUGGUCAGGGGUCCCUUUACCUUUACCUUUUAUCUAGGGUAGUAGCCACACCACCAAUGUGGGUUAUGUUAUAAUGGGGGCUUUCUUCAUCCCUAUGGCUCACAAUUUCUAGUCUCCAAAGCUGCCGAAAGAGCACAUUGUCCUCUGUUCUUUGCUCCUGUGUGAACUCUUAUUCCCACUUUCUCUUUAGAUCCUCUUUUGCUUCACCACCCUUUUCUCUAUCUCUCCUGUCCAUUCUUCUCCUCAGGCCUCUGCUUCUUACACUUGGUUGGUAUCCAUCUGUCUCAGGAGACAAUGGAAGAGUGCACCUUUGGGGGUGAAGUCAAGCAGUUGGGAGAGCUGCAGUACCUGCCAUGGUUGUAGAGACCAAUAAAGGAGAGGCGUGUUUUAUUGCAGCUGAGGUAAAUGAAGGCAUCCAGUUGUGCUGAUGUAGGUGUACUGUGACGUUACUUCUUUCUGCACUCUUCCCAGCGGUUGUUCCUCUGGCCACUGCUGUGGAUACACAACCUGACGCAUUGUCUCCAGGUGCUUCGGUUGUCUGCAAGAGAUUCCCACAUGGUAGGGUUGAUGUUGUCAGCCUUUGCAGACGUCUUUGUAAUGUAGAGUUGGUCUGCCAAUGGGCCUGGUGCCUGAAGCCAUCACCCCAAAGAACACAUCCUUGGGGAUCCUGCCAUCUUCCAUUCUGUUGUUGUUGUUUAGUUGUUUAGUCAUGUCCGACUCUUCGUGACCCCAUGGACCAGAGCACGCCAGGCACUCCUGUCUUCCACUGCCUCCCGCAGUUUAGUCAAACUCAUGCUGGUAGCUUCGAGAACACUGUCCAACCAUCUCGUCCUCUGUCAUCCUCUUCUCUUUGUGCCCUCCUUCUUUCCCAGCAUCAGGGUCUUUUCCAGGGAGUCUUCUCUUCUCAUGAGGUGGCCAAAGUACUGGAGCCUCAGCUUCAGGAUCUGUCCUUCCAGUGAGCGCUCAGGGCUGAUUUCCUUAAGAAUGGAUAGGUUUGAUCUUCUUGCAGUCCAUGGGACUCUCAAGAGUCUCCUCCAGCACCAUAAUUCAAAAGCAUCAAUUCUUCGGCGAUCAGCCUUCUUUACAGUCUAGCUCUCACUUCCAUGACGCGGGUGGCGCUGUGGGUAAAACCUCAGCGCCUAGGACUUGCCGAUCACAUGGUCAGCGGUUCGAAUCCCCGCGGCGGGGUGCGCUCCCGUCGUUCGGUCCCAGCGCCUGCCAACCUAGCAGUUCGAAAGCACCUCUGGGUGCAAGUAGAUAAAUAGGGACCGCUUACCAGUGGGAACGUAAACGGCGUUCCGUGUGCUGCGCUGGCUCGCCAGAUGCAGCUUGUCACGCUGGCCACGUGACCCGGAAGUGUCUGCGGACAGCGCUGGCUCCCGGCCUAUAGAGUGAGAUGAGCGCACAACCCUAGAGUCUGGCAAGACUGGCCCGUGCGGGCAGGGGUACCUUUACCUUUACCUUUCUCACUUCCAUACAUCACUACUGGGAAAACCAUAGCUUUAACUAUAUGGACCUUUGUUGGCAAGGUGAUGUCUCUGCUUUUUAAGAUGCUGUCUAGGUUUGUCAUUGCUUUUUCUCCCAAGACUUCCAUUCUGUGGACAUCAGCAAGUCAGCAUAGACUUCGCUGAGACAGGCGUGUGAACAUGCUGGGAAUGUGGACUCAGGAGAGCAUAUCUUUGUUUGAGACUAUGCUGUCAUGUGAUGCCCAAAUGAUACAGAAUAAGUGGAAGGCACUGAGGUGUUGCUCCUGACAGCUGCAAGCUGCCCAUGACUCACUUCCAUAAAGUAGUGUGCUCAACAUGCAAGCCUGGUAGAGCUUCAUCUUGUUCUUGGAUGUUAACAUCACAUUCACCCGUAUGCUUUUGGAGAGGUUAGCCAUUGCCAUAGCUGUGCCCUUUAACUAUGCUCCUUUCAGACACCCCCUCCCCGCCCCAAGCACACACUCUGGACAGAUCAUUGAACUGUAGAGAUGUAUUAUGGUCCUCUGUGCACCAGAAGCAGUUUAGUCAUGCUGGCCACACAACCUGAACAUGGACAAACGCCGGCUCCCUUGGCCUGAAAUGUGAUAUGAGCGCCACACCCCAGAGUCGGCCUUUCACUGGACUUAACCAUCCAGGGGUCCUUUACCUUUUUUACUUAUCAUAAGGCAAAAGGAGGAAAACCUCCCUGUGCACUUCCUUCAUCCCAUGCAAACUGUUCUACACUUCUGACUGGAAUCUUCCUCCCCUUCCUAUCACUCUCCCCACCCCACCAAACCCCCCAUCCAGGGCUGGAUUUAUGUAUAGGCUAAGUAGGCUGAAGCCUAGGGCCUCUAAAUCUAGGGGGCCUCGCCAGCCAGCCUGCUCCCCAGCGCCGCAGUCUCCCAUCUCCCAAAACUGCAAACCCAAGACUUCAUGCAAGGGCAGGGCAACUUGGGCCCAGCAACUAUGAGACUCAGGGCUAUCCAGUGGGGACCAAUUUGAAGCUCUGGGGCCCAACUUGGAAUCUUAGAGAUAUAAAUAAAAUCCAUCUAGAUUGCCCUGGUAUGGGGGUCCCCUUAGGAGCCACCCACAGGGCCCAAUUUGGCCCAAUUCCUCCAACUGCCUUAAUGCCAGCCUGAUGAGACUGUGCAGGGGGGUUGGGGUGACAAGCGCUGCCCCUUCUAGGUCCCUGGUGUCACUAUUCAGAGUACAGACUCAAGUACUUGUUGUGGAAAUAAAGGGGGAGAAAUAAAGGGGGGCACUUAUCGGAAACCUCUUCUCCCUCAAAACCCCAGGACAGGGGUCUGCAACCUUUAAGACAAAAAGAGCCACUUGGACCCGUUUCCGAAGAAAAAACAACUGUUAGCCACAAAACCAUUGCGACAUUUAAAACAAAUAUAUCUCCGGAGCCGCGAUCUGACAGCGGGCGGGAAGGUGACGUCGGUACGGUGCAUGACUAACGCAUGCACCGCCCCCAUGCGACGUCACAGCCAGUACAGCGCCCGCCACAGUGGGGAGUGUCGGGGCGCACAAUGCACCUCCUCCCCUCGCUAGUAUCCGCCCCGGAGCCGCGGCAAAGGUGUAAAAGAGCCACAUGCGGCUCCGGAGCCACGGGUUGCAGACCCCUGCCCAGGACAAUGAGCCUUUGCACUAUUAAUAGAGAAAGCUUGCAAAAUGUAUCCCUUCUGGUUUCUAUUGGCAGAAGUUGUUGCAUUGUUGCAAGAAAGUGUCAAAAUUGUACCCCCUUGUACUUGACCGUGCUGAUGAAAAUCACAUAAAAUCAAUUCCAUAACCAAUUCUCCCCAUUUCAAUGACAUUUUGCUUCAAAAGGAAAGGCAGACUUGGACAUCGCUUUCCUCCAUAAUCCUCUAAGUGAGAGGCCACAUACUCAACUUGGAUACAACCCUCCUCCAUAAUCCUUGGGAUAUACAGUCAAGUACAGAGCACCCCUCCCUUGAGGAGAACAAUGAACAUCCGUUGAUGGGUUUCCUGAGACCAGAAGGCAAAGAUAUGCAUAGACAGCUUUAUUGUUCUUUAGGUGGCAGGUUCUGAAGGAGUUGGGAACUUGAUCUGAUAACUGGGGCAAGUUGAUGAACUUGGGUAACCUCACGACUCCCCUCCCUCCUCGUGACAUGAUGUUGAUGUAUCAGCAAUGUAUCAAUGUUGGUUCUGGAAAUGUAUUAUGGGCAGGGAGGGAAGGUCUUCAAAGAGCUUGUUACCCAUGUUCAGGGUUCUUACUCUGUGUGGAGACCUGUCGUGCAACAAUAAAGAUUGUGGUCUACUGACCAUAGAGACCUGCAGGGACUUCCCCCCUGGUGAGCUGGGCUGUUGAGUAUCCUCACACCCCAGAAUUUUCCAACUCAGAAUCCAGAGCCAGAAGGCCCAGAGUCAACAACCAGCUGCACAGCUCAAGGGUCAGGUCAGUAGUGGUACGUGUGGCACUUUAAUCAGUGGGAGAGUAUGAGUUGGGGGCCGGCUGGGGCAGAUAGACUAGGCAAGCAAGCUCUCCCAAGUCUCUUCCAUUCCUUCCCUCCUCCUUGGCUUGAACAGAGUAAGGCAAGCACGUAUGACUGGCAUUGGCCUCACCCCUUCCAGGUAGGGAAGUCUAUAUUUCACACUUCACAGAGCCCUGUUGGUGCCUGCAGCAUGCCCUGCAGAUUGCCCACAGGCAGAGAGAGGCCUUGGGGAUCAGGGAAGGCAGCAGUGGGAAGGGAUCCUCGGAGGGAUCCAGAACUACCUGUAGAAGGCAGGAGGCCAGGCUGCAGGUUGGUAACUGGACCUCAUCCUGAUUCUGACAUUAAUGGGAAGGGGGAGACCAGGCUCCAAGCUAACAAUCUUUUGCAGAAAAUGUAAGAACUGGAAUCUGUGUUUAUGCUGCAUUUUUGGACCUGUGUGCUAGGUCAUUUUCACAAGGUCAACAAAGCCCUUCAAAAACCAGACCUGUUAUUGAGUUCUUGUGCAAGUUUGUACAGUUCACUUCUGGAUUUUUUUAAAGGAAAAUUAGAGAUAAUUUUGAUGAGCUUGAGAAGCAAGCAAAAGCCACCUUGCCAAAUGUCAACUACAAAACAAGGAGACAAAGAGUGAGGGAACGGCAAAGAAAUGACAGAAGUGUACCUGAUGCCUUAGAUGCUCUUUCUUCAAGAGAUAGGUUCAGGAUAAAAUCCUUUAUUCCUAUAUUAGAUGCACCUGAAGCCAAUUUAAAAAGAAGAAGUACUGUGUACAGUGAUGUUGCACAAUGGUUUGCCAUUCUUGCUAAUUUGACAGCAUCUAAGCAAGAAAUUAAGCAAGGUGUUGAACAGUUGAUGGAAGAUAUUGGAGACCCAGAAGAUGAUGGAAGACCCAGAAGAUAUUGACCUGAAACUUAUUGAUGAACUUUUGCACUUUCACCUGUACAUGACACAAAGCCAUAGGCCUACAGCAGAGCACUCUCUGUCUCAUACAGACCUUUAUCAAAUUAAAUACAAGGAAAAAAUUCAGAUGGCCUUUCCUAAUGUGGAAGCAAUCUUGCAGCUAUUUAUUAGCUUUAUGGUCACUAACUGCUCAGGAGAGAGGAGUUUUUCAAGACUCAAAAGACUUAAAAAUGAAUUAAGGGCCAUAAUGUCUGAAGUUGUCCGCACUGAGCAUUCUGUACACUGAAAGUGACAAACGUAGACAAACAAAUUUUCAUGAAGUUGUGGAUGAUUUUGCUAUGAGGAAGGCUAGGGGGAUAAAAAACAUUUUAGCCUUACUGUAUUUGAUGGUUGUAGUUCACUUCUUAAUAUGUAUUUAAAAACUGACUUUUUAAUGGCAACAUAAAGAUGAUUCCAAAAGUGCCACACUGUCAGGUUAUUUACACUUCACAGGCAAUAUAAUUUGUAAACUCAAUGUGUGGUUUUUUUUUUAAAAAAAGAAUAACAUUACAACUUCAUUCCCCUAAAAAUUAAUGUUUAUUCCACAAAAGGUUUACAAAGUUCAGUUAUUGCAAAAGUUUUCAGUGUUAAUUUUAUGCAUUUUUUUAAAUUCACCAUGGUAUUUAACAAUAACAUCUUAUGUCCUUUAGAGGAGAAACUGAUAAUCGCAGAAUUUUAAAUACCCAUCAUCAUCCCUGGCUUCACUCAAUUUUGUUUCAUUUUCUUCUAGUAGUGAGGGUGGGGGGUUGGGAGGGGCCUCACAAAUGGAGUAGCCUAGGGCCUCUCUUCAUCUAAAUCCGGCCCUGCCCCCACCCCACAAAUAGCCCUAAAUGUUGCAAAGCGGCGUCCAUUCCUGCGCCCAAAUAAUAUCUAGCGAACGGACCAAUUGGAUUCAGAACAAAUCUCCUCUCCUCGUAUGGUACCAAAGGUGCUAAGGGACCUUGGCUUCGGAGUCACGUGCUCAGCGGUCACGUGAGGCGAGCCCAAAGCUGUUCCUUCGUCUCCGUCAGGACAACGUUGCUGCUGUUGCUUCUCCUCUCCAAGCGCGCGCCAGGUAGGAGGGGCGUCUGGGAGGGCGAGGAGAGCGCGCGUGCGCGCGCAUGAAAGGGACCCCUGGCGGCUGGCUCCGUUUUUGUUUUCACCCCUUUCUGUUUUCUGUCUCCUACCGGAGAAGUAGGUCCGUUAAAGGAGACGGGCGCGUGGCUGGGCCUGCCUGGGCGUCGAGGCACAGAAGGAGGGGCAACCUUUGCCCUCGGGGCGCGAGAAGCGGCUAAGCCGCAGCAGCAGCUGGCAGGGCUCGGCUGAGCCACGCCUUGGAAACCCGAGCGCUGCUUGCCUCCGCUUCCUCGCCGCCCAGUUCCUGAGGCUUCUCCUCAGCUACAGAAAGAAAACCCCAAAGCAGCACCUCAGGAUAUCCAACUGAGUAUAUAGCCUGUCGGGGGAAUGCUGCCUUCGCGCCCCCCCCGCCCCUUCUGUGCCCGCAAGGCGAUGGACAGCUGCUAUUUAAGCCGGAGAAGUUGGACGUUUCAAAAACAAUUGCAGAGUUGGGAAGGACCACGAAGAUCAUCAACUCCCAACUUUCUGCAAUGUAUAGGAUGUUUAUAAUAUAUAUAUAUAUUGCCCAACGUGGGGCUUCAACCCAUGACCUUGAGAUUAAGAGUACAAUGGUACCUCAGGUUACAUACGCUUCAGAUUACAUACGCUUCAUGUUACAGACUCCACUAACCCAGAAAUAGUAUCUUGGGUUAAGAACUUUGCUUCAGGAUGAGAACAGAAAUCGUGCUCCAGCGGCACAGCGACAGCAGCGGGAGGCCCCAUUAGCUAAAGAGGUGCUUCAGGUUAAGAAUAGUUUCAGGUUAAGAACGGACCUCUGGAACAAAUUAAAUACGUAACAAGAGGUACCACUGUAUUCAUGUUGUACUGUCCAGCUGAGCUGCUUAAUCCAGCAUCUGUCAUGCACAAAACUCCACUUCUGGCAAAAGUCCCCAGGCAGGACUGUCUAGUAGGGAGGCGGUACUGUUUCAGGGCAAGAGAAGCUUUGGUGUGGCAGAUGCUGCCAGGCUACAACUCCCAUGAGUCAAGGGUUAGGGAUGAUUAGAGUUGCUAUUGAGCAACAUCUGGAGGACCAAAGGUUCCCCACACCUGUGAGCGUAAUCACUAGUGACUAAUUUCUAAGAGUGGUGUGUAGACUCUGGACCAUCUGGUACGCAGGCUGAGACCCUAUCUGCCCAUGGACUGCCUCGCCAGAGUGGUGCAUGCUCUGGUUACCUCCUGCUUGGACUACUGCCAUGCACUCUACGUGGGGCUACCUUUGAAGGUGACCCAGAAACUACAACUGAAUGUGGCAGCUAGGCUAGUGACUGGAAGUGGCCGCCAAGACCACAUAACACCGGUCUUGAAAGACCUACAUUGGCUCCCAGUACGUUUCCGAGCACAGUUCAAAGUGUUGGUGCUGACCUUGAAAGCCCUAAACGGCCUCGGCCCAGUAUACCUGAAGGAGUGUCUCCACCCCCAUCAUUCAGUCCGGACACUGAGGUCCAGUUCCGAGGGCCUUCUGGCAGUUUCCUUAUUGCUACAGGGAACCAGGCAGAGGGCCUUCUCAGUAGUGGUGCCUGCCCUGUGGAAUGCCCUCCCAUCAGAUGUCAAGGAAAUAAACAACUAUCUUACUUUUAGAAGACAUCUGAAGGCAGCCCUGUUUAGGGAAGUUUUUAAUGUUUGAAGUUUUUUCUGUUUUUAGUGUUCUGUUGGGAGCCACCCAGAGUGGCUGGGGAAACCCAGCCAGAUGGGUGGGGUAUAAAUAAUAAAUUAUUUAAUUAUUAAAUUAAUUAUUAAAUUAAUUAUUAAAUUAUUAAAUUAAUUAUUAAAUUAUUAAAUUAAUUAAUUAUUAAAUUAAUUAUUAAAUUGUUAAAUUAUUAUUAUUCUCUCUCCUCUUUAGGUAAUAAUGUGCAUUACGUCACUUCAAAAUGUGCUCAACCCUCCGUACUGUGUUUGGCAGCCCCUCCUUAUUCUGCUGAGUGGGACUGUGGACCUCUGCCCCCAAGGUCCUGUCCAUAUGGCACCACUGAUACCUUCCUUGUCCUGAAAUGAAGGAUUUUUGGAGGGGUUGCAAUUGCUUCUCAACAAGUACCUGCACCUUUCUGCUGGGUACACACAUUAUUACAGAACAAGUGGGGCCUGCUCUAACAAACUGUUGCAAUGGGAGUUGUUGUUGUUGUUGUUAUAGAAUCAGAUUUGUAGAAGUGUAGAGUUGGAAGGGACCAUGAGGGUCAUCUAAGUUAACCCCCUGGAAUACAGAAAUCUGUUACCCAACAUGGGGCUCAGAACCCUGACCCUGAGAUUAAGAGCCUCAUCCUGUACCCACUGAGCUUUCCCUCUGCAUGGACAGAUGUGCUGCACUAUAUCAAGCAACAGAACCACAAUCCGAGCCUUUGGAUCAGCACAUAUAAGCAACUGUGUUUGCACUGUGUUACUGCUAAAGCCCAAUUUUGGUAGACGGAACACAGCAUUCCCGUAUUCAGAAUUCUCAGGUUUGAAUAAGAAGCCAUCAGGAUGGCUUUGAAUCUGACACAGCCUAACUUCGGUUGGUGAAAAUCGUGUGUGUGAAAUUGUGGAUCAAGUUUGUUCCUCAACUUGAAUUUUGAACCUGGGGGUGGUGGAAAUUACACUCAUUUAAUUAACAGUUGUAUUAUUGUUGAAUUCAAGGGAAUUGAUAUGGCUUGGGGAGUUCCAUUUCACUUGCCAAAUGAAAACGAGGGAUUUACAUAAAAUAUGGUAACAUGAUGUAACUUCAGUAUAUAUAACUGUAAGCUAUAUUGGACACAACAAUUUGAGUUUUGCAGAACUCUGUGAAGUUUUAUAUGGGUCCAUUUUCAUGGAUUUGAUUUUGGGGUUCGCAUUUAUUUUUGUACAUUAGUUCAGGUUUUCCUUUUAAUACCCAUUUCUUUUUGUGUGUGUUGUAUAUUCUUCCGAAAAGGAUGCCACAUCUUAAUUUCUGUUCUCGGAGGUCCCCGGUGGUUUGCAGUAGUGCUUGCGUUGCGUCAAGCCAGCCUCUCGCAACAAAUAUAGGCAUCGGUAAUUAGUUCUGCUGUUAUUUUAAUGGGUGAAAUGUUGGUUUUUCCUUUGUGGGUCGUAUCUGACAUUCAGUGGGUUGGCUCCAGACUUAAGUUGGUGCCUCUUUAGACCCCUGUGACUAAUCUGGGGUGCAGCGCUAUACUGAAGAUCUCCUGGCUGAGGUUUCCACAGUUUAGGAAGUGUAACUCACUCGCGCUUCCUCUCUUCUGGCAUACAAAACCAUUCUCAAAUCAUUUCAAUUACAGUUGAAAAUCAGCAUUUGCAUGGCUUUCUUUAAUUCUUAGGAUCCUGUGAUUCUAACACUUCCUAAAGUAACGCACCCUGUUUUGGUUUGCAAGUCACUAUUAGUUUAGAGUUGUUGUUGUUGGUUGUUAUUCUUUUUAAUGAGCGUAUCUCUGUUGCAGAUAUCUUAAAGAAUGGUGGCAAUGCGGCAGAUGCUGCUGUAGCAGUAGCCGCUGCUUUAAAUGUUACUGAACCAUGCAGUACCGGCAUAGGUGGAGACUGCUUCUGCCUCUAUUAUGACGCAAGCACAAAACAGGUACAUGGUCUCAAUGGAAGGUAAGUACCGGAGAGAGAAAGAGAGAGCGAGAGAGCGCGCGCACAUGAGCAGUUGUAUUCUGCUAUGUACUAGGGCAGAGAGUUGUUGUAUUCUGUUACGUAUUAGAAAAUAUAGUUGUAUUCAGUUACGUGCUGGGGUAAGCUGUGCAUUUGGGAUUUCUCUCUUUGUAAUUUCUACUCCCCCACUCACCCUCCAAAACCACCUUUUUGCUGCUGGUUUGAGAGUAGGGGCCAAGAAAUGAGAGGACCAAGGCUGGAUCUAGACGCAUCAAAAAAACAUUUCAGGAAAACGUGUUAUAACCUCAUAAUUGCCAAAAGAUGGGACUCCCCAGCACCAUCUGGUGUCAACAGUGUUAUGACAUACAGUAUUUGAAACGCUUAAAAAAAAAAACCUAAUGUAGCUGAGUCCUAAGACAGUGGUGGCGAAUCUAUGGCAUGUGUGCCAGAGAGGGCACUCAGAGCCCUCUCUCUGGGCAUGCAGGGCCGUCACUUCUGUGCUGGCGGGUAGGGGAGAAGGAGGAGAGGAGGGCUCAUGCGCACUGUCCAAAGCCUGUGGCACCAGGGCCAUAGCUUCUGUGCCGGGGGGGGGGGGAGGAGAAUGGGUUCCCACCAUUCAAAGCCUGUGGCACCAGGGCCUGGAAAGUGAGUGAGGGGCUGAGCAGUUAUUGACGUUUGAUGUGCCCGGGCUUCCCGCCAGUCUGUUUUUCCUACUCGGGAGUAAGCCGCCUUGAGUUCAGCAGGGCUUAAUUCCCUGGGUCAGUAAGCAUAUAAAGACUGCAGCCUAAGAAGGGGCUGCUGGGUUUAUAUGUUUGCUGGGCUUUCCCACAGAAGCCAGCAGAGAAAUUCAUUCUGUGGAGACUGCAAUCAAACGGCAGCUGAAGAAAAGGCAAAAUACAAUUAUUAUUAUUAUUAUUAUUUAUACCCUGCCCAUCUGGCUGAGUUUAUUUAUUUAUGUAUUUAUAUUUAUUUGUAUGUGUGCACACAAACAACCAUUAUUUUCUCAUAUUAAAAAUUGGGAGAGGGUGGCUCUUAGUAUAGCCCUCCAGUGGCCAAAAUUGUGGAACCUUCUAGAAAAAAUGUAUUUCCCAGGUUUGAUGGCUCAUAACACCACUUUGUUUUGGAGUAAUACCAGUCCUUUUUUUCCUGUGGGGACGCAGGAGGACAUUUUGUGAAUUUAAUGGGAGAAGAAAUUCACUGUAUUUAUUUUUCCCCUGGUGGUGAUUUUCUUGAGUCAAAACAAGAGUAUCCCUAAACAUUUUUUUUUAGAAAAAAAGCACUGAGUUAUACCAUAAAAUUAUAUCUCAAUGGAAAGAUAAUUUAAUGAAGAAUGUAAUGCAAUAACAUUUUUGAAGGAUUAUUUAUUACAACAUCAGUCAUAAAGAAGAAGCGUGAAACACACAGAAAAAAAGAGAUAUACAGGUAAAAUGGCUGUGUUGGCACUUUGUGAUAAAGAAGUGGGGUUUGGGUUGCAGUUUGGGCACUCCGUCUCUAAAAGUUUCGCCAUCACUGUCCUAAGAAAACUACUCUGUGAAUGGCAGCCAGGUUGUUGAGUGAAGAGAUGCCACUUCCUUUUCUGACAUCAUACAUUUUAUUGUAGGUGAUAUUACUACAGGAAACAGAAUGCUAGACUAGGGCUGCAGUCCUGUGUACUCUUUCCUGGGGUUAAGUCCCACUGAAGUAGGACAGUUGGCCAGCCAAGAUUAUGUGACUUGCUUCAUGACACACAAUGAAUUCAAAGCACAGGUCUGAAUCCAGGUUUUCCGGACUGAAGCUCAACCUUCUAUCUGCUGGAUCACACUGGCAACGAUGGGAAGCUUGGGAAGGGGAGUGGCUGGAAACUGUGGCAAAUGGAGAGUCAUUAAAGCACAGCAAACCAGCUUGUUGCCACUAGCUCGACUGCUGGAAAAUAAGCAGAUACAGAUUACUUGGACAGAAUUUCUCAAUGGAAUUCCACAUAUAUAACGGAGCUCAGUUUAGUGGUUUUGUUCAGGCUUGCCACACUUAUCACGAGCCUGUUUGCAAUGUAUACAAAUGGUGUUUGUCCAGUUUUAGUGUGUGCCUUCAGGCUUGUGUGCAUAAUGUCACUUUGUUUUUAAGCUGAACUUGAUAACGAUUUUGUGCAAACAUCCUGGUGGACAGAGUGUCUGCAGUUCUGGUUUCAUAUGGGGAAGACUUUCAUUUUAACCAGGAGGUCAGACUCCAGCUUUGCACCUCAUUUCCUUUUCAUUUUGUUCUGAUUUUCCUACAUUCAUAUGCUAUUCUACUUUUCGCCGCUGCAGAGGAAUAGCUGCCCUUUAGGUCUAAGUUGAAUAUUAAUAGGAAGAUGCUAUAAAAGGAUAGUAUCAGGUCCAGGUGCUCUUCAGUUCCUGUUGCUGUAGUCCAAGGGCAGAGAGCAGGACAUGCUGAAAUUCCUCUGAUUAUUAUUUUCCUCCCAGGAACCUUUCACAAAGAAACAGGAAACUCCUUAGAGCAACAUUGCACUAAGUGGCGCAUGCAUGUGGGGAACAAGGUCAACUUGUGCAACAAGACUUUUCCACCCUUUUCUCCCCCACAUGACCCCUAAACAUGUUCUGGUGGUUCCCUCAAACUCGCAGAGCAGAUUUAGGCAGUGCAGGGAGAAGUCUUGUUGUGUGAGUGGACCUCAUUUUGCAAAUGCAAUAACUUAGUUGAUUCCCACCCUUGGUUCGUGUGCUGUGACAGUUUCUGUAUUAAGCCAUGUUUCAAAUAUGAGUGUGCCUCCCUCCUGCUGCGCAGGCCCUAUGCAAAUUCUCCCUCCUCCCACAGCACUCACGCACCUCAAACAAGCCAUAGUAUGGCUUGUCAUGUUGUCCGAACCCAGACCAAGACUUGUUUGUUUCAACUGAACCUUCAACUGAAGGUUCGUUUCUUGGUUUAUUUCUGGCUUAUCACUCAUGAUUUGUUUGAAACAAACCACAAUCUGGGUUUGGGUAGUGCAACAAGCCGUAUUGUGGCUUUUUAAAUGUAUACAGGAGCUAUAAAGUGGGGCAGUGAAGGGCAGAGAAGCCUUGUGGGGAUCUGUGCAUCAGGGACAGACACAUUUUCUAUUAAAAGCUCAUACAUUCUCUUCCUCUCUGCUAGCUGGAGUGUGUGUGUGUAGGUGUAUUGCCUUCUUCUAGCUUCUCAUUCAAACACAUGGGAGAGAUUUCCCACUUAUCAGUAAACCGCCUUCUAUCAGCCAUCGAAACUGGGCUAUGUGCCUAACACAGGAAUAGUCAGCCAAUAGCCACAGUUGCCAGAUCAAAGGACUACGGUGACAGAAGAUACCACCCUUUUGAGUAGCUUUUAAAGCAGGUCAGCUAGAGGGCUGCAUUCUAUCUUGACCAACCUUCUGGGAGCCUCAUGCAAGUGGUGGGCAUACACAAUGCACUUUAACUCACAUGCAUACAUAAGUAAAUACCGUUUCUCCCCCAGCAAUUAGGUUUUGGGGAAAAGUAGCUUCAUUUCAUCCCCAAGUCUUAUUUCAUGGUGAAGGGGUGAUCUUCCUGGAGACUGUAGCUGCGGAAGGGAGACUUAACCACCCAUAACCCACAACAAUGAGGCAUGGGGAGGCAGCCGCCCAUCGGAGCCAAUAGACUUGUUUUCAGGCCAACAGGGCAUUUGGGGGCUUGGUGGGGCAUUGUUGGCAGCGUGAGUAAUAGGAAAACGAUUACCUUUUCCCCCUUCCAGCUGUGAAACACACUCUGAAAAUGCCUCCAUGCUCUACUGUUAGGCUUGAAAAUAUCUGUUGGCUCCAGCCAAAGACUUCUUUUUUCCAAGUCUAGAGGGGACACUGGGAGGUCCCAGGGGCAAUGUCUGGCCCACAGGCUGGCAGUUCCUGACCCAUAUAUUACUGGUACAGAAGCUCUUCGAGGGUUUGGACCUAACAAUUCUAGUUCGUAGGGUUAAGAGCAUUGUAUGGGUUAAGAACAUCUGUUUCUGUGUUGCUGAAUUAAUGUAAUAUCUUGAGAAUAGUGGUUUGAAACAGACCAUUUUAAGAAAAGCAAUUGGUUGGUGUAUCUAAUAAGAGUUUCUGGAAAUAAAGAUGACAGAAUUUCAGCCUUUGAUGAAUCAUUUCUGUGAAAAUGCCCUGGAAAAUGUUCAACAUUAUUUCAGGUUGUUGCCAUGAGGCUUCUAAGCACUGUUACAGUGCCGUGCCUAGAAACUGUAGCACCAUCAUCAAACUUUUUUAAAUAAGGUCAAAUGGAUGCUCUUUUCCUCCCUUUUAUCUUUUCAGUACGCUUGUAAUUUGGUUUCCAUGCGGAUCUCUGUUUGCUUUGCAGCGGUCGGUCUCCACAGGCCCUGACCCUUGAGCUGCUAAAAGAUCACGGCUUCAGCGAGGCAAACCGUCCCCCUCCACUACAUGCACACAACGUCACCGUACCUGGUGCGGCAGCUGGCUGGUGCGAUGCUGUUGCUCUGCAUGGAAGCAAAAAGGUGAACCCCAAAUGAACAUGCAGAUUCAGGAAUAUAGCAUAACCAAAACUGUUUCUUUUUGGCAGAUUUUUUGUUCUUUUAAAGCAACUAUAUUUUGCAUUUUUAAAAAAACAAUAAUAACCUGAAUUUGCUGAUUUAGUUUAUUAUGCACAAUUUCUUCCACUCCUUCCAGAUGUACGGAAAUGCAAGGAGAAAUGGAGGCCACGGAAUCUCCUCCCCCAUCACUAGAAAUGUUACCCCACUUGACUUCUGAAAUUUUGCCAGAUUGUCAGCUUAUUUUCAAGCGUAUAUUCACAGUCAUAGAGACCUGGGAGUGUUUUGGUUGAUUCAUAUUUUCUCCCACUUUACUAUUUAUCAAUAGUCUAUUGAACAGCUUUGUUUAUAGGGUUAAUUUUUGUAAAGAGGAGGCCCUUGGGAAUGUUUUUAAUCAGACACAUGUACAUUUCAAAUGUUACGUCUAGAUGGAAAAAUAAUUGUGGCAUAUUUCCCGGUCCAGCUUUCCAUGCGGCAAAUUCUGCAGCCAGCUAUAGACCUGGCUGAGAAGGGCUUUCCAGUCUCAGAAAUUGCUUCCUACUGCUGGAAGAAAAAUGCUCAUGCGCUUCAGGCGCCUGGCAACCCACACGGGAAGGACCUGCUGAUUGAUGGCCAAGCACCUGAUCACGGACAAGUCUUCUGCAAUCCCUUUUUGGCAGACACUUUUAAGGUGAGCUGAACUCUCUUGAGCCCAGUGUCCUCAGCUCAGAACUAUGGCUGCAUUCAAACAGCAGGUUAUUUAGUUUUCCCAACAUUUCCCCAGCCGUUCAUUUCUGCAUUAUAUUUGAGCUUUCGCACGGUGUAAAAUCUGCUUAUAGAAAUACAGUGGAAUGUAGCACAAAUUCAGCGUUCGUUUUCAUGUUAUUUGCUUCCAGAAAAAGAUCUGUUCAGAAAUAACAUGGAAACGAGUUCCAAACCAGAUCUAUGUUCCACUAUAUUUCCAGAAGUGGUUUUUAACGUUGUGCAGAAACUCAGAUAUGAUGCAGAAAUUAACAGGUAGGGAAAUGUCAGGAAAAUUGAAUAAACUGCCAUGUACAUGUAGCCUGAGUGCCAUAAUCACAGAAAUCCUGGCAGCAACCAGGGCAGUGGCAGCAGCCCAUUUUUACUGCUGUUGCAAUCUCAGGAAUCGCUUUCAGGUGACUGCUUGUAUCCAUGGAUGAGAUGGGAUGCGUAUUGCUUUACUUCCUGCAAAUGUGUUCUAAGAAGAUAUCAGGUGCCAUGCAAUGUGGAAACUUCUGAUGUCAAUGCUGGCUGGCUGAUACAGUGGUACCUCGGGUUACAUAUGCUUCAGGUUACAUACGCUUCAGGUUACAGACUCCGCUAACCCAGAAAUAGUACCUCGGGUUAAGAACUUUGCUUCAGGAUGAGAACAGAAAUUGUGCUCCGGCGGCAUGGCAGCAGCAGGAGGCCCCAUUAGCUAAAGUGGUGCUUCAGGUUAAGAACAGUUUCAGGUUAAGAACGGAUCUCCAGAACGAAUUAAGUACUUAACCCGAGGUACCACUGUAUUAUGAUACUAUACUGGCAACCCUUUGCAAGUGUGGAACUGCUGGUGGAUGAACUCUUGGUGCCUGAAGUAUUUCUUGGUCAAUCACUUGAGAGAUUUCAGGGAUCACGAAGAAGCUUUUCUUCCAAGCUCUUCUAGAACAGUGAUUUCCAAACUGCCUCACCCCUCCGCCCCAGAUCUUUUGAAAAGUGCCAAGAGCCUUGGCAGACUACUUAAUUAUUUUCUGCCUCUUGUAAUGUGCUUUGCUAGAUGCUGUAUGAAUUCUAACUGUAUCUUUACUCCUUCUAUUUCAUAUACACUGUGUUUUACUGUAUGGCAAUUUGAAUUCCAUAUAAUUCAGUGUGGUGUAGAGGGAAUAAAACUGUUUGGUGCCAUGGAACUUACCAUACAAAAGCCUACAAGGUGUUCUGCCUCAAAUCUCAGUAUUUUAAGUACACGAUUGGUUCAAAAAAGGAGGAGAAAAUCAAGGGUCAAACUAGGUGUUAUACCAAAUGCAUCUACUGAUUGAUUGUAAAAACAAAAACAAAACCUCAAAGUGGUUUAAAAUUAGAAAACACUACAUAUAUAUAUAUAUAGGAGGGGCCAGUUUUAUUGGGACUGCAACACACAAGGUGAGAUUCAACCCUUUCUUCCCCAACCAUGAUUUUAAGGGAAAAAACCACCCCACCCACGCUGCUAUUAGCCUUAGAAAGAAAGCUGUAGCUGACACUGGCGGGACCUCCCCACUAGGAGGGGUAAGAGCAGUAAGGGGGUGAGGGAAGGACUAAAUCUCCCCUCCGUACAUUCUAUGGUCUCAAUUAAAUUGAUGUUUAAUUCUUCCUUCCUCAUACCUUGCAUCCCCAAUAAGAAUCAGUCUCUUCUGGCACCUAUUACUAUUUUUCUUUUUAAAUCCUAAUCUGAUAGCUCAGUUGGUAGAGCAUGAGGCUCUUCAUCUGAGGGUUGUGGGUUCGAGGACAAAAGGAUUCCUGCAUUGCAGGAGGUUGGACUAGAUGACCCUCGUGGUCCCUUCCAACUGUACGUUUCUACGAUUCUAUACAAUCUUUCCAGUGAUGCAGUUCAUGUUGUGUCUUCUUUGACCCUUCGUUUCUGCCCUGGUGCAGGUAAUUGACUCAUAUCCUUUUCCUGCUCUGAUCUUGAAGGGAUGUUGGGAGCAUGCCAUCUAGGAAGUAGUAUUUUGCUGACAUGUUGAACAGAGAAAGGAUCAGAUCAGGGCAGUACUCAUUGUGGAAUUAGACCCCAUACUCCUUCCCCUGCCCCCCUGCUCCAUCUGUGGUUCCAUACUCCUUCCCCUGCCCCCCGGCUCCAUCUGUGGUUCCAUCUUUUAGAGAGGAAGUGAGACGUGUUGUCCAUGGGAAUGAUGAAGGCUGGUAUUUAUCCAAAGAGAAAUGUUUCACGCUAUGCAAGGAAGUUAGUGGGGAAUGACAGUAAUGUACAUCAAAUUUAAUUUUAUUUCCGCAGCAAUUGAAUUUGCUUCCAGGUUAACUUGGUUUUCACUAAGCAUAAGAGAUUUGGAGGCUGUAUCUGAAUAUUCUUCAGCAGCAUCUCCCUUUUUCAUUUUUUUCUGAUAGUUAUAAAUGUCAGUAUGCUGCAGGCUAACAAAUACUGCCUCUUAACCUUACUGAGGAGCUAAUGUAAGGCUAAGAAGCUGUUCAGAGUCCAAUCUCAUAGAAAUCAGUAAACAGAACACUAUAGGCUGAAAAGAUGGAUUCAAACUAAUCCCUUGUCAUUCUUAAUUCCCUUCCAUUGUUCAACUUGGAUUAAUGUAACGCAUUUAACCUAUACUUCAUAACCAAUUUGGGUUGUUUCCUCCACCCACAAUGUAUUCAUUUCCCUACACUCAAGAGUUGUGAAUAACAUUUAUCCGCAGUUUUAAAACAUGCAAAUAUAAUUUAAUAUACGAUUAACAUAUGCACAGACCAUGGGUUGCAGGUAUAUUUGGUCCUCUCCUCAAAACUGUUCACUCCUUCGAAAGACAGUUCCCUCUGUCUUUCUGUAUCUCUUGAUGCCACUGGCUGAGCUACUUUGAUGUCGCCUUGGGCUUUCACUGGUGAUAGCAAAUGGCCCCAGUAGCUGUUAUUGACUUAGCUGCUGUGAUGGCAUGGAGAACUGGGAGGGAUCAGGGCCAGGUAGCUGAACGUAAAGGGGAAAUGAAAAGAUCUUAGCACAUAAAUUCUACGUUCAGCAAAUUUAAACCACAUAUGGGCCUUGAAUUAUAUGUUCUUGGUACAAAUAUUCCACUUCAUUGCAGAGCCUUGCAGUGAGCAGAGUCACCCAGCAGAUAGAUGAAAUGUUAUGCUCAAUAAAAACUCAAAUCCCACAAAUGCAUGACCCUAAAACAGAGAAUGUGUGAAGAGAAUUGACAUAGAUCCAAAGAGCAUGUCCAGUGAAUUAUUUUUUUUUGGGGGGGGGAUAUUUUCUCUUUGAACAGAAUUCCAUGUUACAAUCUCCUUUGGAAACUAAAUGUGAAAUAGAAGUUCAACAUUGCUGUUGCCAUGGCAAAUGAUUUGUGAGCUUCUUGUUUGCCGGCCAUAGCGUUGGUCACAUUUGCUUAGAUCGAUGUGUGCGGUGCUUGAUACUGCUUGAAUUCAGAAUUGCUAUUCACUCACAAAAGGAUGAAAGCUGUGAACAGUGAGCAACCUGGUAUACAACCCUGUUUUCAUCUGAAAAAGUCAGCUGUCACCUAAGGGAGUCCAGGCCUCCAUCCCUGUUUUUGAAUAUCUACGAGGCGGAUUUUGGAUCUCUUACAGAGAACUGUAUAGAAAUGAUGAAAUUAGCCUCUGUUGGAUACACUUCACAUGAGAUAAUUUCCUCCAAAUGAAGCUGGGAGUACACAAACUGUGCAUUGUGAUGUGUGUCGAACAUAUUGUCUAUGCAUGCUGAAAUAGAUAAUUAUACAAAGCAGUCUGCAGAGAACUCUUUGUUUCCAGCCAAUAACUUCAGGUAUUUCUGUUUCACUAGGGGGUGUUGUGUGCGUAAACAACAAUGUCUUAGGCAUCUACUUUCUGUCGCAGGAGGUGAUGUUUCAAAAGUGCAGCAGGGAAUACAGUGCAUUUCUCUGCUACAUAAGCAAUGUUGUUGUUGUUGUUGUUGGGAAUUUUGGAAACCACGGCUCUUGAGUACAACGAAAGACAAACAUCUAACAUGAUAAUAAGUGCACAAAUGACACAUAAACAACAAAGGAUAUAUGACUUUCAAGAGUCAGUGCGUUAGAUGAGAGAGAUCCCUCUCCUACAGGGUUUAUCUCACUUGAGGAAUGAGCCUUUCUUGACCUGCCGAUUUCAUCUGUUAAUAUUUAACAAAUUGGUGCCAGGUGGUAACCUGGUACGUAGAGGAUGGUACACUAUUUGCUUAAACACGGGGAAUGACACAUGCCCUUUUGUCUUGUUGGUGCCUGGUACCAACAACUUAAUAUCCCCUUUGAAUGACUGGCGUUGAAGUUGCUCUUCUUUGAAAUCGCAUCAGGAGUGACAGGCAGUUUCCUUUUGUGUACAUAAGUGCCUAAUUGUGCUCUCUUUACUUCUGAAGCUACUCAUUUACUGUGCAUGCUAUAAUUUUAAAGCGACAGCUCACCCUUGCUUUCUACAUACACCCUUCAAACAAAUAUAAAAAUGCUGUAAUAUUUAAUAAAGUUACUACAUUUUACCGCCACAUGAAAGGACGGUUCUGGAAUAGUUGGUCUUGCCAGCUAUGGCUUGGGCCACCAAACGUUCAGAGCACAAUGGGCAGCAUUCAUUUAAUGCAGCCCAUCAGCACAAAGACUUUGCCCUUCUCCUCUGCCAUGUGCCCUGUGCCCCUCCAAAUUGUGGGGGUGGGUGGGCAGGAACAGCUUGUGGGAGGGAGAAUGGGGGUCAGGGUUGUUCUGUCUGGCAGUCUGCAACGCUUGUGCAGAUGGAACUUCCAUAAUAACGUGACAUUGAAUUCCACCCUGCGAUACCACUUUUGUAGUUAUGGCUUCCCCCAAAGAAUUCUGGAAGCUGUUAAGCGUGCUGAGAGUUGUUUGGAGACCCCUAUUCCCCUCACAGAGCUUCCGUUCUCAGUUCCCAGGGUUCCCUGGGAAGAGGGGUUGAUUGGUAAACAACUCUGAGAAUUGUAGCUCCAUGGUGAGCAAAUUGCUUAAUCCUGAGGGCCCUCUAGUCCAGUCCCCUACAAUGCAGGAAUAUACUUGCAGUCUGUGAGUGUAAUGUGCAGCUGAUGUGUGUUACAAGUGACCAAGGCUUUGCCGAGACAGUCAUGGCACCCUUUUUGAACAUCUCAUCAUUUUGGUAUCCAUAGUUAUUUAAGCGCCUAACUGAAACAGCCGUACAUGUGCGUGCACACACACACACACAGUGCACAAGGAUCGAGAAAAAUGAUUUCUCCCUCCUUUCCACUAUCAGGAUUACUAAUUCCCACUUCCAUCUACAUAGAUUCUUGGUUAGUCAUUGCCCUUUUUUAAUGCAAGCCAUUGAUUUUUCAGAAAACACUCUUGAAAUAAUUAUGAUACCAAUACCACCACCGUUAACUUCUUGCUGUCUUUUGCCAAAAGACUACAAAGGACUGCAUAAGCAAUUUUUUGAGGCUUAUUUAUUCCUCUGCUUAUUUCUACAUUGCUUUUAAAAAAAAAACCUGGCUACUAACCAUGAUGGCUGUGCUCUAGCUCUACAACUAGAUGCAGCGAUGCUUCUGAAUGACAGUGGCUGGAAGCCCUGGCAGGGGACAGGACUCUUGCGCUCAUGUUCUGUUGUCCUGGUUUCCCUCAGGUAUCUGGUUGACCACUGUGAGAACAGGAUUCUGGACUAGAUGGACCACUGGCCUGAUCCAGCAGGCUACUCUUAUGUUCUUAACUACCAAAGCUUUCCAUUCAGUUACUUAAAUAAUGGCUCAAAUUAUUUGUGGAUUUAAGCCUUGACUAUUUUGUGUGGUUUUUUGUGGUUUUUUAAUAUAAUUUUUAUUAGUUUUUCAACAUAUCAUUUUCAACAGUAAUUAAGCAUACUUUCAUAUCUUAUACCAUUUUUUUGACUUCCAUCAAUCACAUCUGAAAAUUUUCCAAUCUAUUCACUAAAUAUACAUAUACUAAAUAUACAUUUCUUACUUCCACAAUUACAUUUAACUCAUAACUAAUAUCUCUAUUCUUUCUCUACUUUGCAAUGCUUCAUACAUUUCUCCUUACAAAACUUCUUGUAGUCCUACCAGCGUAAUUUGUUGAUUACAGUUGCUCUUCAAAUAGUUCGUAUAUUUCUUCCAAUCUUCUGUAAAUCUCUGGUCCCGCAGGUUUCAAAUCCUUCCUGUCAUUUUAUCUAAUUCUGCACAGUCCAUUAAUUUUGUCUGCCAUUCUUCUUUCGGCGGAAUUUCUUCUAAGCCUCUACUAUUUUGAUUAACCUCCGCUACUGAACUGUGACCUAAGAUGAUGUUCAAGUCUGUAGUGCAUUCCUUCGGCAAACCAGACACCUGAGAGCCAAAUUACCCAGCUAAUAAGCAGCAAAUGGCACAGUGCAACUGUAAAGAGUAUGGGUUGCUCGUGCGUAAGUUGCCGCCUCUCCUGGCUUUGUUGCCUUGUUAAACCUUUCAGUCUGGACAGCCCUUCACUUCGUGGCUGCCUCAGUCGCUAGCAGAAUCCGUCAGUGGGCGUUUCUUAAACCUUUUCCAACAUAAAAGUUGUUUGACACCCAGUCUCCUCCUACUCUCUGCCGAGUCUUCUGCGCAGAGAGGGCGUGGGUAGCGGAGGACCCGUGCUCUCCUCGCUGGUGUCCAGUGAAGAGUCUGGGAGCCCUCUCGCCGAUUCCCCCAUCUGCCCCUCUUUAUUCCUGGUGUUGCGCUGAAUUGCUUCCCCAUCUGCUGAGCUGCCUCUCUCCCUGCUGGGCCCUUCUCCAGCAUCAUUUGAGAGCCUUCCCUCCGCCUCUAGCUCCGAUGUCAGUUCCCUGACAGCAACAAAUGUAAAUUUUAUCUUUGUUCUUGUUUCCUGGUUUAUAUAUACACUCAUAGACACCCCCUCCCCGCUCUGCCCUCCACCCAGGCAAGCAAGCGUCACUGUCAGAAUCCAAGGUCACAUUGCAUAGUAUUUCUGCCCCCACCAAAAACACGCUUUUCUUUUUUUGCAGUUUCCAAUCCAGAUUAUUUUCUUCUUCCAGGAGUUGGCAGAACUUGGCAAACGAGGCUUCUACGAAGGCCGUGUGGCCAAAGCUGUUGUGGAUGUUAUUCAGAGCAAUGGUGGAGUGAUGGAUUUGGAGGACCUGAAAAGCCACGCCACUGAAGAAGUCAAACCUAUUGUCACAAAUUACAAGGUAAGGCGGCGAUUGCAAUGUUCCAAAAUGAAUGGAGUUUGUGGAAUUAAUCACGGGCAACUAGAGCACAGUCUCGUGAGUCCCUAACAGAGAUAUUGGUGAAACUUGGAUACACGGUACCUAGAUACAGAGAGCUCAGAGCCUCCGAGGUUUGUAACGCUCUCCUCAGUGUGAUAAUUAGGAACUCUGAAUUCUUCUCCGAGUUUCAAUCUGAACCAUAGAAAUAUUCUUGCCUUGCUGUCCAACCUCACACUGGAAAUGGCCAUCUUAAAACACACACACACACCUUACUUGAGCCUAAGUCUCCUUAUUUAAAAAAAGAAUCAGGCUCCAGCAGCCUUCAAAACAAAGCAUCCCAUAACUAGGGAACAAUGGCUGAGAAGCCUCUGUUCCAUUUCCCAGUGCAUCUGAAAGUACCUUUUAACAAGCUUUGAGCCUUUGAUAUCUAAUGCUUAUAUUAAAAAUUGGACACAUGUCCAGCCGCACAGUUGAAUUCUUCCAGUAAUGGAAGAAUUGGGAGUAUCCACUACAACGGUGGUCCAGCUUUUGCAUUAUCUGUCCCUCCCACAGAAUUUUCUGUGAACGGGAAUGCCUUUUUACUCAAUGUGUUUCUCUUUAUACUUCAAAGCGGUACUUUCCAGUGGCACAGCCAAGGUUGGAAAGAAAAUGGGGUUUCCUUGCCAGGUCAUUCUUGGGAUUUCCCCCCUCCCCUUUGUUUUGUAGCCUCUGUUUUUCAUCCUGUAAUUUUCAUACGGUAAUAAAAUUGCCUGGCAGACUCUUACCUUCCUUCCAGACCCACCCAUGCCAUGAAUACAGGCUCUCAAAACUGAACUUGGCUGUGGUUGUUUCCUUUGAAAAUAAUGGGAAAUACAUUGAGGGGUGUCCAGUUUUUUGAGGGAAUGUGUGCAGAGAGCGAGAGAGAAGAGGUCAGUUGAAGUGUUCUUGAGAGGUCGACUUAAACACUAAUUUGUGUCUCUAACAUAUUGGGCUCAUGAUUGAAAUAUCUGAUGAGGUGGUUACUUUCUUUAUGUGUACCCUCAACAAAUUCAAUUUAAGUGCCGUAUAAUCUGAUGGCAUACCAUGUGAAUUUUGCCCCUCUUUUUUCUAGUCAGUAGGUAAUGUGAAGGCACCUAGGGCUUGUUGACUGAAUCACAGGUCUAUUAAAAUUCAUGGUACUUCCCAGAGAGCUAGGCCUCUGAAAUUUGGUUCAUACAGACAACCUGUUUACUUCACUUCCCUCUCGAUUUGCUUAUGUGGAGGUUAGACUAUGUCCUGUCCUUAUUAAGCAUUUGUUCUGAUUUGUUUUCAGGGAGUUAUAUGAUAAGAAUGUUCAUCUUGAAUACAUCUUGAUUUGCUUGUGCAGUAGUUAUACACACUCCCCGUUAAUCAUCUGUUCAUCUCCUGCUUUUUAGCGCGUUUCCCCAUCACUUUCCUAACUGCAAAGAGUUCGUUUUUUUAAAAGGGGAUUUGCUGCUGUGCAAGGGCAACAGAUCCACUUCAGUUGCACAAACCUAAAUUUCCAUUACUUGUGUGAAUCCUUGCCACAAAAUACUGUCUGGGAGCGAUCAUGGUCCAAGGCACCCCAAUUACAAAAAAGAAAGGUUUGGGUUAUUUUACAUCUGUACAUCCUAAAAUGCAAAGGGAACAAGUUCACAUUAUACCGAAGCCCUUUCACUAUUGCAAAACUCCUUUGAAAGGGAGCCAUUUGCACUGGAGAGAGGGUGGGAAGGAGAAGACAAGCUGAACUGGAAUAGAGAAAGGAAACCAGUGCUUAACUUUUCCUCUGGCAAUUAUCGUCCCCCCCCCCCCAAAAAAAACCCCUUGCUAGCUGCUUGAUUUGGGAGAUUGCCAGAUUUCAGUAGCAGCUACCAAUAGAAACAUGUGCUUCCCCAAUACAAGCUUAAUUAGUUAGUUCUGUAGAUACUCUGCACUAGGAGGGAGGGAGAAUUUCAGUUCUGUUCACAUUUAAAGUCAAACCCACACUUUCCAAAAGAAGAUGCAAAGCUAUCCUUUGAAAUUUUCACUUAUUCAGAUUUUGCGAUGCAGUUCUCCAACCAAGCAGUGUUUACAAAAAAAUCAUAUAUUAAAGGGAAAUGCACAUAAAAUGUAAAUAUUGGGGGAAAUAAUAUACAAAAAAGCAUUCUACAGUAUUUGGAAAAUUGCUUCCAAAAAUGUGAAAUUAGUUGUAUAUUAGUUAAAACUGCAGACAGAUAUACUAAAUGUAUAUUAGUUAAAACUGCAGACAGAAAUGUGUUUAUUAUGAGAAAAAUGCACCAAAAUGCCAAUGAAUUUUUAAAAAACAAACAAACACCAAAUUGCUGCAGAAAUGUGGAAAACUGGUUGAUGCUUGCUGUUGAAAUUGAAAUACAGUGGUACCUCGGGUUACAUACGCUUCAGGUUACAUAUGCUUCAGGUUACAGACUCCGCUAACCCAGAAAUAGUACCUCAGGUUAAGAACUUUGCUUCAGGCUGAGAACAGAAAUCAUGCUCUGGCAGCGCGGCAGCAGCAGGAGGCCCCAUUAGCUAAAGUGGUGCUUCAGGUUAAGAACAGUUUCAGGUUAAUAACGGACCUCUGGAACUAAUUAAGUACUUAACCCGAGGUACCACUUGUAAAUAGAGCUCUGCCACAUGACCUAGGGCUCAGAAAAUUGGUAUAGCCCAAGGCAACCCACUUAAGUGAAAUGUUGAGUUCAAUGGGUCUUUACUCCCGGAUAGGUUUGUAGCAGAUGAUUGCAGUCUAAAACUCCUAUAGUAUUCAGAAGCUGGUGUUUAACCCUCAUCAAGCCUCCACCUGGUUGUUAAGAAGUCCAUCUCUUAACACACAGCACAGGUGAUUGGCGGUAUGGAAAGAGAGCAUGAAUCAAACAAGAGAUGUUUGCACAUAGACAUACAUCACUGAGUGGCAAAACCUCUGGAACCCCUUUCUGACUGGGUAGCGGGGAAAGGAGAGAGAUUUCAAUCCAGCAUUUAUAUAGCCUGGUCAAAGCUCAUCACACUGCAAGUAAAACGUCAUCACACAUACCUGUGUGACACUCAUGAGUGUCAAAUAAUCUCAGGGCAGUUCUGAGAGUGUCUGUGCCUGAGGAACUUGUGAUGCCAGAGUUCCCACACAAGAAAAGGAGAAGCUCAGAUACCAUAUUAUUAGUGAAGGUGUGUCAUGUUUUGCACUCGUGCCAUUCCAGUACUGCCAAUAAUAGUACCUUUCUAAGCCCAUACUUACUAAUAAACCUAUUAGUCAUGUUUGAUGUGUACACACACACACACACACACACACACACAGAGAGAGAGAGAGAGAGAGAGAGAGAGAACAAUGAGUAACAAAGAAGCAAAAGUUAAAUAUACAUGCGUUAUUUAUGUAUCUUCACUCAGACCCAUAGUCCUUCGAAAAUCUUGUGUCAUUGCUUUCACUCUAGUUAAGUAUUUCUGAAACGUUUUUUGAAAGAUAUAUUAGGAAUGUAGGAAGCUGUCAUAUGCUGAGUCAGGCCAUUGAUCUGCCUUUGUCAGCCGUGACUGGCAGCAGUAGAUUUCAGUUCUGGGGCAGGAUUUGAACCUGGGUCUCUUCUUUAUGCAAAACAGAUGCUGGAUCACUGAACUAUGACUUUCCCCUUAUUGUUUCCCACCAGCAAAUAUACUAUGCGUAUGAAAUGGUCUGGAAUUGUUUUUUUAGCUUUAAGAAUUGGAUGUAGAUGAGGGCAGUUGUUAUAAGAAAGCAUUUGUGUGGUGAAGAUACGGGAGCAAAUCAAACUUAUUUAAAAUAGUAUAUAGUCAAACCUCGGUUGCCGAACAUAAUCUGUUCUGGAAGGCCAUUCAGCUUCUAAAAUGUUCAACAACCGAGGCACGGCUUCUCAUUGGUUGCAAGAGCUUCUUGCACUCAAGCGGAAGCCGCGUCAGAUGUUCGGGUUCCGAAAAAUGGUUGAAAACCGGAGCAUUUACUUCCGGGUUUUCAGCAUUCGGGAGCCGAAACAUACAAUAACGAAGGCAUUUGGGAAUCGAGGUUUGAACCACUGCAUACUUAAGUGAAGUUGCUUGCCAAAUUACAGAAGUCACCUCUGCUAUAUGCUACUGCAUUUACAUGCAUUGAAAUCAUACCCCAAGGGACGCAGGUGGUGCUGUGAGUUAAACCACAGAGCCUAGGACUUGCCGAUCAGAAGGUGGGCAGUUUGAAUCCCCGCAAUGGGGUGAGCUCCUGUUGCUCGGUCCCUGCUCCUGCCAACCUAGCAGUUCGAAAGCACAUCAAAGUGCAAGUAGAUAAAUAGGUACUACUCCAGCGAGAAGGUAAACGGCGUUUCCGUGCGCUGUUCUGGUUCGCCAGAAGCGGCUUAGUCAUGCUGGCCACGUGACCCGGAAGCUGUACGCCGGCUCCCUCGGCCAAUAAAGCGAGAUGAGCACCGCAAUCCCAGAGUCGGCCACAACUGGACCUAAUGGUCAGGGGUCCCUUUAACUUUUAAAUCAUACCCCCCCAAAAAAGAAUUCUGAGAACAGUCACUGACCCCUCACAGAGCUACAACUCCCAGCACCCUUAACAAACUUUAAAUGUACGGUGCUUUAAAUGUUUUGUGUGUACACAGUCUUGGUCUUGAUUCAGCAACGCAGGAAAGACUUUUAUACUGAAAGUCAUCAGUGUCUUGCGUGGAAAGUUUUCCUUUUCUUUAUUGUUCCUUUUCUGGGGUACAGUGUGUGAGAAGUGACCACUAUUUCUUCUCCAGGGUCUGAAUGUAUGGGAGAUCCCUCCAAAUGGGCAAGGAAUAACAGCGCUAUUAGCCCUGAACAUUUUAGAAAAUUUCAACUUGAAAGGUAUGACCAGCAUCUUAAAAAGUCCUAUUACUUAUUUGGGGUGGGGGUGGGGAGAAAGAAUAGGGAAGAAACAUUCCAAUUGUUUCAGCUUUAGGUCAAGAAAAGCCUCCAUUCGAAACCAAAACUACUGUUAGUCACUGCACUAAUUGUUAAUUGUUGUUAUUUUUUUAAAUUGCAGGUGACUUUACCUUUUUAAUGUACCAAAAUAAAUAACAGGGUAGGAAGUGUAAAUGUUUUCUGUUCACUCUGCAUCACCAUUUUGUCUCAAGACACUUUUAGCCGAGCAAUCCAAACUCUGCAAACUUGUCACACAAUAGCCCUCAACAAUUGUUUCCAGUGCAUGCCCUCUAGCUUGGAGCGCUGGUUGCUGGAAGAGUCCCAGGGGCCUUGGAGGUGGCAUUGCUUAGGAGCACAUGAGAUGAAACAUGUUUAGGGUGCAGAAAGGAGACUGGCUUGGGGAGGAAAAGGGGUGGGGGGCAGGGGGAGGGAGGGAGGGCAAGGCAGUGGUUGUGUACACACUCACAUUUACUCUGCACAUGACAUUUGCCACAUUCCACAUCUAUCCUGCAGUUUCUUGAGGAAUACUGCGUUUUGAUGUGUUCUAUUAGAUUUAAAAACCCGCGUGAAUAGACAGUAGACUACUUGGAGGCACAUGCAGCCAAACUGAUAUGCACAACAUUGUGCAAAAGUGAUUAUAAACACAGGUGAAAAAAUGGCCUCACUGCGUUUUAAACCAAUAAUGUGUACAUAGCCAAAUGUGGAUGGUGAAGGAGGAAGAGAAUAAAGGCAGGAAAAAAAAGUUAUAUUUCUCCCUUUGGCGCACUCCACAUACUGGAAUGUCUCUUAGGCUCUUAUAUCUAGAACAUAGUCUGUGAAUGAAUUCAGUACAAUUAUUACUUGUGUAGUCAAUUGUAGUUUUCAUGGGUGAGUGAUUCUUUUGACCUGAUGCUUGUGCUGGUUUACUUUUCUAGAAAUGGGCCAUAAUACUGCUCACUAUUUGCACGUCCUCAUCGAAGCUGUCAAAGUUAGCUUUGCCGAUACUUUAUGGUACUGUGCAGAUCCAGAAAAGGUAGCUGUGCCCACAACAAAGCUCCUUUCCAAACCUUAUGCCAGAGACCGUUCGAAGCUGAUAGAUUUACAGAGGUAAGGGGUCAUCUCUUGACUGCUUGUAUUUAUUUCUUAUUGCAUUGAUCUUCCACCUCCCCUCCAAGGCUCUCAAGAUGACUUAAAUGGCUCUACCCUCACAACUACUCAGUGAGGUAACUUCAGCUGAGGGUUGGUGACUGGCCCUGUGUUAUCCAGUGAGCUUCGUGACUGAGCGGGGAUUUGAACGCUGGUCUCCACGGUCAGAAUCCGAAGCUCUAAUCUGUAUACUUCUAUAGUGUUCUGAUCCUGAAAUAUGGAACAGUUGUUUUCUUUGGCCUUGGCUUUCUUUCAAAGUAGCUGCCUUCUUCUUGAUGUUUACACAUCAGAUUAUAGCCCUCUUUUAUUUGCAAUGGCCAGGAUCCAGAGAGUUAGUUCAGGCAUUUGGGCAUGCCCAAUGGGAUUUUUGACAUUUUUCUUUGAACAGCAGGCUGCAACACAGUAUCAGAAGCUUGCUUUUGAAAACCCGUUCAGUUUGAAAGUGGCUUUUGUGGAAUGGGGAACUCGAGCCCAAACUUUUGUAAGCAUCCAGAAAUAGUUGCACAGUUCUUUGGACCCCAGCCUAUGAAGUCAUGGCCAUGGAUUACCUAGUUCGGGUGAGGCAUUCAGGCGAAAGAUAAAUUAUUAUAGGAGAGCCUGACGAAAGCUGCAGAAUGCUUGUGGGCAUUUGUUUAUUUGUAUGGAAGCAAGUGGAAGUGUGUAUGUACGUGUGAGGGGAAAAUUGCUUCUGAUCGAGGUUCAAGCCUGCUGCUUAUUACCUCCCAACUGGUGCAUUCCACUCUAAAUACCACGAUUUUCCCUUUCCAACCAACACUCAACAUUCUGUGGUUAUUUCACAGUUAUUGCACAUGCACUAUCUUCAUUGGGCUAUUUGGGGUUUUAUGCCUCUUCUGCGUCAUUUCUUUCCGUUUUCUUUACUUCUUCCAUGAAGCAUACGAAAACCUAUUUCUUGCUUCUCAGCGACCCUGGCUACAUAAAUAUUGGCACUCGCCACUUGAGUAUGCUGUUGCAGGGAGGAAUGCCUAUUGAGAAAUCCAUGCAAAAAAUGUUGCCAGGAUGGUAUCCUUUGCCCAACGUGGGGCUCGAACCCAUGACCCUGAGAUUAAUGUUAGAUAAACAAACUUCUCACGGUUGUAAAUUGGUGAGCCUUCAUGCCUACAACACCAAGGUGGGAUCUACACACAUAUAAAAAAAAUUCAGAAAAUGCUUUAAAAAAAUACUUUGAAUUUUCCAUAAGGCUCACCAUUGCCGUCUAAUGUCACAUUGUAUAUUGCACUUAAAACACACUUAUUUGCAGCUGUAUCGCUAAGUCCCGCCAUGUCUUCAAUCAUAUACUUAGAAAACAACAGGCCUUGAAAACCCAAGGGACUAAGUACCUACAGUAGGGCAUACCUGAUUAUAUGUAUGUGGCAUUUUUAAAGUACCCAUGUGUGUUAGCCUCCUAUUGUGUACUUUAGAUAAAAAUGUUUGUUUAAAUUUGUUGGCAGCGUUGUGUUUGGGUUUCACCUCAUAAAAUAAUGCGGUAACCCCUUAUUUGAUCUGGUAUUACCUGACCAUAAAAAGACUUACAGGCACUGUUCCUUUCCUGUGCCGCUUUUGCCUUAUCUUUCUGUAACAUGCUAUUUGCUGUUUCUAGGGGGAGGGAGCAGGGAACUUCACUAGGAACUUGAGGCAAGGCUGCUUGUGAGUGAAGCUACAAUCUCUAUUCUACUAACGUAAAACUCGCACGGUCGCAGGCGUUACUGCAUCUGGGCUCAUUAAGAAAGGAAGAAGAAGCAUCCUCUGUUCUCACAAAGGCCAACCAGAUGCUCGAAAGUGAAGCCCACAAACGCGACAUGAGCACAAUGGGAUGUAAUGUGGUGUGGUGUAGUGGUUAAGAGCGGUAGUCUCAUAAUCUGGUGAACCGGGUUCGCGUCCCUGCUCCUUCACAUGCAGCUGCUUGGGCUAGUCACACUUUUCUGAAGUCUCUCAGCCCCACUCACCUCACAGAGUGUUUGUUGUGGGGGAGGAAGGGAAAGGAGAUUGUUAGCCGCUUUGAGACUCCUUAUGGUAGUGAUAAAGCGGGAUAUCAAAUCCAAACUCUUCUUCUUCUUUAUAAAUAAGCACACCUUGUUUAACCCGGCUUACAGGCGAACUCCCCACUUGUGCAGGGGUUAAUGUUCUGGGGCCCCGUACGCAUAAGUAAAAUUAUGUGAAAUGGAGAGCGCCCUCUAAACACGUCCCCUGCUGCUGUGUCUUCAAUCCAAACCAAAAUGGAAGCUCUGGGGCCAGCUGGAGGCAGCACAAGGAAGUGGCGGCUGCGGCUGCGCUACCCCACAUGUCAGCUGUUAGGUGGGGAGGCUGAGCAACUGAAACAGAGCCCCACUGCACCUCCAGUCUUUUUGCGGCUUCCUCUGCCCUCACUGACAUCCUCUUUGGGCUCUGGGGUGGGUCUUCUCAGAAAACCCCCCUAUAAAAUCAGAUAUUCGGGUUUAUGACUUUUUUUUUCUGUGUGAAGUUAUUGAAUUGUUGUUGUUUCCUUCAGGGCAACUGCCAAAUAUAAUCAAGGAAAUCCUUUCCCGGUUGGAAGUGACACUGUUUACUUCACAGUGGUGGAUACCCAAGGCAAUGCCUGCUCUUUCAUUAACAGCAACUAUAUGGGAUUUGGCACAGGGCUGGUACCAGAUGGCUGUGGAUUUACAUUACAAGUGAGAAAAUACUUUCAAGCGUGUGUGCAUGCGUGUACACACGUGUGGAGAGUGGGAAUGGAAAGAUCUGUCACUUUUGCUUCUCCACCUCUUAAAUUCAGUUCUCCACAUUUUGCAGCAAACUGCAAUUUUUUUUUAACGAUCGUCAUGAAAAUUCAUGAGCAUUUUAACGUGAAUUUCUCAUAAUAAACACAUUUUUAUAUGCUGUUUUGUCUAAGGUACACAUGUUUACAAGCAAUUUCCCCUAAUGCCAUGCAUUUUGUAUGUAAUUUUUACUAAUACACAUUUGCCCCUGAUGCAGUGGUACUUCGGGUUACGAACUUAAUUCGUUCCAGAAGUCUGUUCUUAACCCGAGGCGCGCAUUGCCUACACCGGCCUCCCGCGGCCCUGGAAGCAGAUUGCGUUUGUAUCCCAGGGCAAAGUUCACAACCCAGGACACCUACUUACGGGUUUGUGGAGUUUGUAACCCAAAGCGUUCAUAAGCAGGACUGUUCAUAACCCGAGGUACCACUGUAUAUGCAUUUUAAAUAUUGUUUGAUUGGAGAGCUUCAUUGAAAAAUAGGGAUGAGUGCAAAUAUCAAGCAAUAGCUGUGUUUCAGUUUGCACAUUGUUUCAGAAAGUACAAAGUAGAUAGAUUCAUCUUGACAUACAUAUUGAAACGAAUUUCUCCUCCGUCCAUAGUGGAGAGAGAGUGAAGAUUGCUUUAAUAUUAAUUGGUACACAGUGCUAUCUAGUAUAUAAUAUUGCUAUUUCAUAUCCUGGUUGGCUUUAAAAUGUUAUUUACAUUAAAUUAAAUCAAAUCAAAUCAGAUCAGAUCUUGUUACAAUAAGUUGAAUAUGGGAAGGGUUGUCCCUACAUUAAUGGAGGGAGUCAUUUAUUUAUUUGCUGUGCAGUAGUUUGGGGAGGUAUAUUUACCUAGGAGGUUACACUAGGGAGGUGGUUCAGAGUUUGGCAAUUUUUCACCUUAAUUUUAAAACUGUAUAUUUGGUACAUUUUGCAGUAGCAUCUUCAUAAUUUGUAACUGGCUGCUAUUUUAGCAGUGUAUGUGGGUUUGUUUUGCUAUUGCCUUUAUUAACAGCCUUAGGUAACUACAUAAAUUGUUAGGGAAUUGUCCUGUUAAUGCCCACAGGGCAGUUUUGCCAACCUCUGCCUUUUACUGUACUGACUUGUUUUUUAGAACAGAGGAGCCAAUUUUUCACUACAGCCUGGUCACCCAAACUGCUUGGCACCUAGGAAGAGGCCAUAUCACACAAUUAUACCUGCUCUGGCUACUGAUGCUGAUUCAGGGGAGCUUCUCUGCUCCUUUGGAGUAAUGGGUGGAUUCAUGCAGCCACAAGGGCAUGUUCAGGUGAGCCUCUGCAUCUUUUAACUACUUCUUUGUAAGCGUGCCAUUUGCAAACCCUACAGAAUAUCCUUUGCAGUUCAAGAUGCGUGUUUGCAAACAUUUAGAAUUCAUGUGUUUGAGGCUGUUUCAGGGUUUGGGAUUUGCUUGGUUUUUGUUGUUGUUGUCGGCUUGCCCGACUGCAUGCCUUCCUCUCCACCUGACACACCUGUCUCACCUCUGAGACCCAUACGUGGGUAUGCAAUAAUACCUGAAUACAGCAUAUCCGGCAUAAAAUCCGGUGAACUUCACAAUCGACAUCCUAGAUGAAGUCAGCUGCACGAACUGGGUGUACUCGUGUUCGAUUUCAUGCAAUUGUGCCCUACUGAAAUGUUAGGCCAAUGAAUGGGCAUCUGACUUGUUGAAGAGGGCAAGUCUUCUGUUGCUGUCUUCCCCCAUGAUUGGGUACGUGUAUCGUCUGAUCCAGCUUGCAGUGCUGCUUCAGUACAGUGAAACUGUCUUUGUUUUUCAUAAUGAAGAUAAAAUAUAACUCCUCUUCAGUUGCUUUGUCAGUCAUGUUGUGAUUUCCACCAUUUAUGUGGAUUAAAAAAAAACUAUUUUGCCCAGGCUGUUGCUGCUCUGUGAAUUUAUGACUUCCUAAGGAUGUAUCAAAUUUAUGUAAGAAGCUUGUCUUUCCUUGUUCAUCUUACCCCAUUCUGUACCCCUUGUAGGUACUGCUCAACAUGUUGGAAUUUGGAAUGAAUCCACAACAGGCUUUGGAUGUGCCUCGUUUUUGUGUUGAAUAUGACAGAAAGGGUAAGACAUGUUUUUAAACGCACAUAAUGAGCAUACAGACACCGAACAACCUCAUCUUAUUUUAAUAGCUGUGGGAAAUCUAAAAUAUGUAGUUCAUCAGAAUCAGGAACACAGGGAAGUGCUUUAUUCUGCAUCUAGUUUGGUACACACAUGGACAGAGAUGCAACAAAUAACAAAUGUCACACUAAGGUCUUUCUUUCUUUCUCACACAUAGAUACAUUUCUUUUUUUGCAUCCUGUGGAAAUGGGUUGGAAUAUUCUCUUUGCCUUUCAAGGGAUCAUGAUUUAGAGCAGUCUUCCUCAGAUUCGGCCCUCCAGAUGUUUUGAGACUACAAUUCCCAUCAUCCCUGACCACUGGUCCUGCUAGCUAGGGAUGAUGGGAGUUGUAGGCCAAAAACAUCUGGAGGGCUGAGGUUGAGGAAGCCUGAUUUAGAGCUAUGAAUUAAUGCUUUCGUUCAAUCCAAGUCUUUUGGGUUGAAUGGCAUUUAUGAAAUUGAUUAGUAUUCCUGCAGUAUUGCACGUCCAGUUUAAUCCUUGAAUGCAUUUCUUUUAUACAGUGGAUGCAUGGCUCGUGUCCUUGGAAGAUGGCAUCCCUCAGAACAUCACAGAAGCACUGAUAGCCAAGGGACAUAGGGUCGUGGCACCCGUAACUGGGCACAACAGGAGCAUGUUUGGACGGGGCCAAAUUAUCACCAAAGGAGACUGGUGGAGGCACUGGAGAAUCCUGCCUUCUUCUAGCAAUGUAUUCUGGGCAGGGUCUGAUCCCCGAGCUGAUGGCUGUGCAUUAGGAUAUUAG
Messenger RNA from Podarcis lilfordi (Lilford's wall lizard), 37356 nucleotides. NCBI's taxonomy places the organism in Eukaryota, Metazoa, Chordata, Lepidosauria, Squamata, Lacertidae. The record is from the annotation of a GenBank genome assembly.